AUGCCUAGGCAAGACGCUAUCAUAGUCGACCGAUACUGGCAUAAAAGUGGAGUCCGUGGUCGCAUAUCCCGUGUUAUCCGCCCUAUGCAAUUUCUCUUUGCUAUGAUCGUUGCCGCCCUGUACGGCAUCGAUCUAGCCCAUGCGACAAACACAAACAACACCGCCCCAGCGGAGUGGGUGUAUGCCGAACUAGCUGUCACCUUAUCUGCCAUCACCUGCAUUGUGUAUUUCUUCGUUCCGGUCAUCCAUGCUGCGUGGUCGGCCUGGGAUGGAAUUUUAUUUGUCUUCUGGCUCGCCCAAACGGGUGUUUUCGGAAAUAUCUACAUCUCCGGCACACUAGACGAGCACUACAAGCAUGUCACUUUGUCCAUCCCUCGGAUGCGUGCUGCUGUCUGGAUUGACCUGAUCAACUUGUUGUUAUGGCUUUUCACGUUCAUCCUGGGCAUCACUUGUUGUUGCCGUACCCGGAAGUCCACACGCCAAGGAGACGAGGUUGGCGACAACAAAGACCAUUUGAUCAAAAAUGACGAGGAAGAUUGUGCUCCACCGGAAUACAAGGAAGACCCUGAUGAGGAUUUGGCUGCUAGUCUCGCUGCCGCUGAAAAGAAAGUUCAUCAAUGCGACUCGGAGAAAGGAGGCCUUUCAGGUUGA
Messenger RNA from Penicillium soppii, 651 nucleotides. Its product is annotated as MARVEL domain-containing protein. The transcript has a single exon. Bases 1 to 651 code for a protein of 216 amino acids. The record is from RefSeq and is a predicted model, not a curated record. Lineage: Eukaryota; Fungi; Ascomycota; Eurotiomycetes; Eurotiales; Aspergillaceae.